This is a messenger RNA of Racocetra fulgida, 145 nucleotides long. The record is from the annotation of a GenBank genome assembly. Lineage: Eukaryota; Fungi; Glomeromycota; Glomeromycetes; Diversisporales; Gigasporaceae.
GCUUAGUAACCUCGAGAAUUUGGUUAAAAAUUUGCAAAAACCAGUCGAUGUUGCAAUAUCUAAUAUUAAGCGCAUCGACUGGGACCAGAUUCAAAGAGCUACUGGCCUUAAGCUCGAAGCGAUUCAAUUGAAUCCUCGCCAUGAG